This is a messenger RNA of Soboliphyme baturini, 729 nucleotides long. NCBI's taxonomy places the organism in Eukaryota, Metazoa, Nematoda, Enoplea, Dioctophymatida, Soboliphymatidae. The record is from the annotation of a GenBank genome assembly.
AUGAAGAUGGUUUCCAUAUUUCUUUCUCGAUUGGUGAUUUUGAUUUUCGGCGCGUUGUUUCCCGCCUAUCAUUCGUACAAAGUGGUGAAGGGAAGGCGACUGCGCGAUUAUGUCAGAUGGACGAUGUACUGGAUUGUUUUCGCCCUCUUCCUCUGGAUAGAGACUCUGACAGACGUGCUGCUGUUUUGGCUGCCGUUUUACUAUGAGCUGAAAAUAGUUUUCGUGAUUUGGCUUCUUUCGCCGUACACGAGAGGUGCGACCAUACUAUACAAAACCUUCAUUCACCCAACUUUAACGCUACACGAAGAGGCGAUCGACGACUGGUUGGACCGAGCCUUUAAAAACUCUCUAUCGACCGCCAUGGACAUUGGAAAGAAAGCCCUGCUGUACAGCAGAACAAUCACAACUUCCGCUUUUCUCAAAGUUCAAGAACAGUUGCUGAAUCAGCUGCGACAUUUCUAUGCCUUGAAUGAGAAACUGCUUUCGGAAAGUGAUCGGGGUUUGUUUACCGAUUCCGAAUCCCCUUCAAAAGCAGCUAAGCUUCGAGCGAUGUUUCCACAAGAAUCGCAAGGAGCUGCAGCAACUGAGCGAAUCUGGCAAGGCUUCUACACAAACGACGGCAGUAUCAUUGAAAACGAGUUUCCCAAGGAUUUUCAAAAGCUUCUAGUGGAAGACAAACAACGAUGGCCUAAUUACAAAAUGGGAGCAAUUGGCUGUUCCGUCGAAUGA